AUGGCAGAUAUUCAAAGACCCACUGGUAUGGUCUACCCUGACCUACCACGAGAAGAAAGCAAUUUACGGAGUGCGAUGAUGCGCGAGUUAUUUUCACAAAGAGAACGAGAGUAUAUUGGUUACUCAUCUGAUAUUGCUGAGAACAAUAAUGCUGAAAUUGAAGAGCAGGGCAACAUAAUUACGAGGGAAACAUCACUAAUAAUUAAUGGAGUUAGUCGUAUAUCAAAUGGCGUUUUUUUUAGUGAUGACGAGACAACUUCUAGCUUAAGCGAAUUGUCGUCGGAUCAUGAUUCGAGCUUGGAUAGUAUAGACAGCUUGGAUAAUUGCCGAAAUUCCGUUGUUGAUGCUUCGGAAAACAUUCAAAACGAUUCUAAUGGCUCAGAAAAUGGGCAAAAUUCUACGUUUGACGGAUCAGAAAAAAAUCCAAAAAUACAAUUUAAUGGGUCUAAUAGAGGCUCAAAUUACAAUGAUUCUGACAGAGACUCAAUAGAACCUUAUUAUGAUAAUUAUGAAACUAAUAAUAUUAAUGGUGUUUCAUCCGAUGGAUUGAUAUCACCAUCUUUCACGCUACCACAAGAUCAAAUGUCAUGUACAACAUCACAAAAUCUAGAAAUAUGUUCGAGCAGUGUAAGUAGAUAUCAAGAAAAUAUUGAGUGUGAGAACGGUGAGAACGGUAAUUGUGGGUCCGAAAAAAGUUUAGGAGAAAAAUAUAGUAGUGAGAAUGAAAGUAAUUACGAAGAAAGUGAAGAUGAGCUACCUGCUUUGAGCGUUAUACAAGCAAAAAUUGAUGAAUUAGCUAAAUGGAAAAAAGACGUAUGGGCACGUUUACGUGAACAAUCUGAAAGCUCAUCUACUCCUGAACCGAAAGCAGAGAAUGGUAUGCCUGUUGAUAUAUCAGCAAGUCUUUCAACACCCAAAGUUGAAAACGAUGAUGUGUCCAUAAAAAUACUGCCAGAAGAUGGAUCGAGAUCAACAACUUCAAUACAGCAAGAUGAAACAAACCUAAUAGCCCCAUAUCAUCAUACAAACGAAUCGGUUGAUUCGAAUCCAAUGCUUACAAAUAAUGAGUCAAAAGGUUCAAAUUCCGUACCAUACUAUGAACGAUCUGAAUCAAUGACCUUUUCAAAUCGAGCACGAAAUGAAUCGACAGCCUUUUCAAAUCAUGAGAGAAAUGAGUUUAGUCCUCUUCAUGAGCGAUUAGAUAGAAAAUUUUUUCCAGUUAGUGAACGAUUUGAAUCUUUUCUUUAUUCAACUUAUGAACGUGAUUCAAGACUCUUUUUCGACGAUCGUUAUGAUACAAGGCCUUAUUCUGAUGAUCGAUAUGAAACGUUCCUUUAUGGGAACAGUGAACGAAACGAUUCAUGUCGUUUUCCCAGUCAUGAAAGGAACGAUCCAGGACGUUUUUUAAAUCAUGAACGGCUAGAUCCGAGUGGUCCUUUACUUAACAGACAAGAUGUUGAUAUUACGGCUUUUCAUCAACAAUUACCUCCCGCGAUGAAACGUCAUAAUGAGCAAAAUCCAUCUCUAGGUCCAUUGCAUAAGAGAUCACGGCAUAUGCCUAAUGGAUUUCAUUAUGAUCCUAUGAAUCAUGGUCCUAACAAUGGCAUAUAUGGUCCACCGCCAACAGGUCCAAGUGGAAUGUCCGGAAGUGGCAUGAUGGGUCGCGGAAGAGACGAUCAAUAUCAUCAUUAUUAUCAUAGGAACGAUUAUCGACCUCCGCCACCCUACUUUGAUCGACAAGGACCUUAUGGACGAGGUCAUAUGAAUAAUAUUUCACGACGCCCUAUAGGUGGACCAUCAAGACCUCUAUCUCGGCCGCAAGAACGUCCACGCGGCAGAUAUUAA
Dentiscutata erythropus is the source of this 1845-nucleotide messenger RNA. Lineage: Eukaryota; Fungi; Glomeromycota; Glomeromycetes; Diversisporales; Gigasporaceae. The record is from the annotation of a GenBank genome assembly.